AUGACUUUUUCCAAGUUUGCUGACAACUUAUUCCGCAGACCUUUCAAUAGGACAAUGAUGUUACUCAGCAAAACUACAGCAUCCGUGUUGCACGUAACACACCCACUUAUGAUCCGACUUGUUGAGUCUGUUGUAAGCAGUUGCUGUGAGAUCGGCGCACGCUUCAUGGAACCAACCUUUGCAGUUAUCGCACGGCAUGCCAGAUCAUUAAACCUGCUACUCAAAGUUAUUUUCGCUCCAAUUACAUGCAGCUUUCUCCGUUUUCAAUCAAGUAAGCCAAAUUUCUUUUCAUUGUGUAGCAAUUUCUUUGUAAUUUUGCGACAGAUAACAUCAACUUCAGCUCAUAACAACAGUAACGCGUUUACAAAUUUCAUUCACUCGAGAUAUCAUGAGGUCAAGUCCGCAAAACCGGAGCUAUCAAAUUAUGAUGUGAUCAGAAAGUUAGCACAGUUGUACAAAUCACUUCCAGUCGAAGAGGUAGAAAAGUUAAAAUUAGAAGCGAAAGAACAUCAAUCUCAUGUCAAAAAAGCGACCAAGUUUGCUUAUCGUAAUGGAAUGCCAAAAAGUCCACCAAACUCUGGACUCAAAGUUUUUAUGAGAGAAAAACUAAAGGAUUCUAAGGGUACACCAGUGUCUCAAAUGCGAAAUGACUUUAAAGAUACUGUAAAACAAUGGAUGUCGCUGCCUGAAUCUGAUCAACUGGAGUAUAAUAACAUAGCAAAAGAUCUAAAAAAUGAUUAUGAAACUAAACUUAAAGAAUGGGCUACAAAAAAUAAUAUUCAAUAUACAAAACGUAUAUCAAUACUGGCUGAUAGAUUCUAUAGAGCAUAUUACCCAAAAUAA
Molecule: messenger RNA, 843 nt
Organism: Schistosoma curassoni
Lineage: Eukaryota; Metazoa; Platyhelminthes; Trematoda; Strigeidida; Schistosomatidae
Source: the annotation of a GenBank genome assembly